AUGGGUCAACGGCAGUCCUCGGACAGCGCUGCCCAGGACCAGGCUCCGGCCAAAGCAGACUACUAUGAUCUCCUCGGCGUCGAAAGAACUGCGACUGACGAUGACCUCAAAAAGGCAUACCGGCGAAAGGCCCUCGAACUGCACCCGGAUCGAAAUUUUGGCAAUGUCGAAGAGACCACGAGACUGUUCGCCGAGAUCCAGUCUGCCUAUGAAGUCCUCUCCGACCCUCAGGAACGUGCAUGGUAUGACUCGCAUAGAGAUAUCCUUCUGCGCGGUGACCAGGCAGCUGGCCCGACGUCAGAUGAGUUCUUCUACAACAUGCGGAUGACAACCACGGAAGAGGUGUUAAAAUUGAUGAUGAAGUUUAAUGGCCGAUUGGAAUAUACCAAUGCUCCGAGUGGCUUUUAUGGCGGACUGAACGACUUCUUUAAGCAGCUUGCGAAAGAGGAGGACAUUGCUUGUCAGUGGGAGGAUGAAGACCCAAUGGACUACCCUGAGUUCGGGCUCAAGGAAGAUGAUUAUGAGGACGUGGUUCGCCCAUUUUACGCGGCAUGGAGCGGGUUUGCCACUAAGAAGAGCUAUUCUUGGAAAGAUCAAUACAGGUUAUCGGAUGCGCCAGACAGACGAAUUAGGCGCUUGAUGGAAAAGGAAAACAAGAAGAUCCGGGAUGAGGCCGUGCAGGAGUACAAUGAAGCAGUGCGCUCUUUGGUUGCUUUUAUUCGGAAACGAGACCCUCGUGUUCAAAACAACCAAAAGUCAGAAGCUGAACGGCAAAAAGCCCUUCGAGAGGCGACUGCUGCACAAGCGGCACGGUCGAGGGCAGCACAACAAGCGAAGCUUCAGGAAACUGGUGCUGAGGCAAUAGCUGAGUGGGCCAAAUCAAGGUCGAAAGACGAAUAUGAAGGCGGGUUCUCGAGUGAGUCUGAGUUGGAGGAACACGAGUAUGACUGCGUGGUCUGCGACAAGACUUUCAAGAGCGAGGCCCAAUUCAAGGCUCACGAGAAGAGCAAAAAGCAUAUCAAGUUAUUAAAACAGCUGAAGAAGGAGAUGCGCCAGGAGGGUGUAGAAUUGGAGCUGGAAAAUGGUCAUAGAGCACGAGACCACGACGCUACAGCAGCUGAUGGAGACGAAUUCCACGAUGAGAAAGCCAAAUCAACCUCUCCGAAGACUGAUAUCGCUGAAACCGAGCCAAGCGACGCCGAGGUACAUCAACGGCAAACAGAUCUAGCAGGAACGGUGGAUAGCCACGAGUCCUCCGAGGCUUCAGACGAUGACGAUUACGCUCCCCGGUCAGAGAUUGAGCGACGCUUAGGCGAAGAACCUUUGGAGAGAAUUUCUGCAGCAUUUGACGAUGUCAGUCUCUCGGGCACUCCUCUCACGUCCGAUCCUGAGACGACAGCACAACCCAAGAUUGGCAAGGCAAAGCAGAAAAAAGCAAAGAGGGCCGCACAGAAGGCGGCAGAGCAAUCCGAUAAGGCGGCAGCAGAGUUUCAGUGUGUCGUAUGCAAAGCCGAGUUUCCGUCCAAGACGCGCUUGUUCAACCACAUCAAGGAGAAAAACCACGCCGCUCCAGUGACUCAGGUCAAAGGUGUCAAGGGCGGGAAAGGAAAGAAAAGAUGA
Fonsecaea nubica is the source of this 1620-nucleotide messenger RNA. RefSeq lists its product as hypothetical. The record is from RefSeq and is a predicted model, not a curated record. Gene Ontology annotation, cellular component: cytoplasm. Bases 1 to 1620 code for a protein of 539 amino acids. Gene Ontology annotation, molecular function: nucleic acid binding; zinc ion binding. NCBI's taxonomy places the organism in Eukaryota, Fungi, Ascomycota, Eurotiomycetes, Chaetothyriales, Herpotrichiellaceae. The transcript has a single exon.